Nerophis lumbriciformis (worm pipefish) is the source of this 1617-nucleotide messenger RNA. NCBI's taxonomy places the organism in Eukaryota, Metazoa, Chordata, Actinopteri, Syngnathiformes, Syngnathidae. The record is from RefSeq and is a predicted model, not a curated record.
AUGGCAGAGCUACAAAUGUUGCUCGACGAGGAGAUUCCGGCCGGCAAGAGAGCGCUCGUCGAGAGUUACCAGAACCUGACCCGAGUCGCGGACUACUGCGAAAACAAUUAUGUGCAGGCUCAGGACAAGAGGAAAGCGUUGGAGGAGACCAAAGCCUACACCACGCAGUCUCUGGCUAGCGUAGCCUACCAGAUCAAUGCCUUAGCUAACAAUGUACUUCAGCUGCUGGACAUCCAGGCCUCGCAGCUGCGCCGCAUGGAGUCCUCCAUCAACCACAUCUCGCAGACGGUGGACAUUCACAAAGAGAAAGUGGCCCGUCGGGAGAUCGGCAUCCUGACCACCAACAAGAACACGGCGAGAACCCACAAGAUCAUCGCGCCGGCUAAUAUGGAGCGGCCGGUGCGCUACAUCAGGAAGCCCAUCGACUACGCCGUGCUGGACGACGUCGGACACGGAGUUAAGUGGAUGAAAGCCAAGCAACAUGGAAACAAUCAGUCGAUCCGAGCGGGCACGCUAUCGCGGACCAACCCGCCCACGCAGAAACCACCCAGUCCGCCCAUGUCGGGGCGCGGCACGCUCGGACGCAACGCCUCCUACAAAACCUUGGAGCCGGUGAAGCCCCCCACGGUGCCCAACGACUACAUGACCAGCCCGGCUCGUUUGGGCAGCCAGCACGGCGCGCAGCACAGCCCCGGACGCACGGCCUCGCUCAACCAGAGGCAGCGCACGCACAGUGGCAGCAGCGGCGGCAGCAGCAGCCGAGAAAACAGCGGCAGCAGCGGCAUCGGCAUUCCCAUCGCAGUGCCUACUCCCUCCAUUCCUAACUCUGGAACAGUCCCGUUCAUCAGCUCCCCCCCAGGUGGGCCUCCCCCACCUCCACCUCUUCCUCCUCCGGCCGGGCUCGGCCCUCCGCCGCCGCCGCCGCCGCCUCCUCCUCCCUUAGCGGUCGCCCCCGGUCCGGGCUUGGGCCCCGCCCCCAUGUCGCAGUUCGGCACGGUGUCGCGUCAGAUUUCGCGGCACAACCCGGCCAACUCGUCGGCGUCCACGGUGUCGGCCACCGGCACGUACCGCCGGGCGCCGUCCGUCACCUCGCAGUUCUCCCUGCAGCAGCAGCAACAGCAGCCUCAUAUUAACGGGGGCACGCCCGCUUACAGCCACAACUCAAUGUGCGUGGCUCCGCCUCCUCCUCCCCCCAUGCCCCAGCUGACGCCACAGAUCCCGCUGACUGGCUUUGUGGCCAGGAUGCAGGAGAGCAUCUCCGACGCCCCGACUCCGCCCCCGCCUCCCCCGCCGGACGACAUGGGAAUGUUCGACGAGUCCCCGCCUCCGCCGCCCCCGCCCCCGGUGGACUACGAGGAGGAGGACGCCUCGGUGGUGCACUACAACGACCCCUACGCCGACGGGGACCCCCAGUGGGCGCCCAAAAACUACAUCGAGAAAGUGGUGGCCAUCUACGACUACAGCAAGGACAAAGACGACGAGCUCUCCUUCAUGGAGGGCGCCAUCAUUUACGUGGUGAAGAAGAACGACGACGGCUGGUACGAGGGCGUCAGCGCCGGCGUCACCGGACUCUUCCCCGGCAACUAUGUGGAGAGCAUCAUACACUACGCCGACUAA